UGAGCACUUCAGUUUCAUUCAGGGCUGCUGUAGUAAAGUCACACACAAGUUGAAAUGUAUUUGUAGGGUAAGAGGUUCAAAUGUUGUGCAAAUCAAAUAAGGCGCCUUUGUUUGGUCCCAGGUUAUUCAUAAGCUUAUAUAAUUUUCAAUAGGGUGUGCUUGUGUUCCGAGAGCAGGCUUGGUGAUAUGAGGGGUGCAGUGUGGACUUUGCAUGUUUAUCCAUAACCCGACACAUCUUGUCUUAUCAGGCACCCAUUAUGUACCGAAUCAUGCUCUGUUGUUCCUUGGCUACACAGGGAAAGCUGUAUGAUUCACAGGAAAUGGUGUAUGCAUAUCCCAAACAGAACACUAGCUGCAGGGCAGGGUACAAAAUAAAGUCUGUAAAACAAGCCCUGUGCACUGAGUCUUACAUCCAGUAACGCAUCAACCCAAUCUGGAUGUUUGACAGUCAAGUGUUGCAUAAGUAAAGCUGCCUGAGAGCAAGAUUUUAGCUUUUGCUUUGUUCACAAAAUAUGAUACGUUAUGCAGGCUGCACUGCUUUAUGAGUGUGAUAUUUAUGGCUACUCCUACCAGUGCAAUGUAAUAUUAGAAAUCCUAAUACCACCUCUGCAACCUACAUGCUAUAUUUUGUCUUGAUGACACUGCAUUAAUGUGUUUCUACUAUAGUCCUUUUGUAAAAUCUUCUUUGAUUAUAUUUUGUUGAUCAUAGUGCCAAAGCUUUCUCAACAUGCCCUGCCUAGCUUCACUAAAAGUUUGCACCAUUCCUGAUAAUGCCAAUAAACCUUUGAACCUCAAGUCCAGUGUUACAUCUUUAGACUAUCAAAUGAGCGCAGAGAACAGAGAACAAUCCACUGGCGUGAUUACACCUGGUUAGAUGCCCUCCUGCAUGUGACACCAGCUGAAGUGUAUGCCUUUCACAGUUGCUUCUCAUUCCCGUCUGUUCUGCAGUUCAUUCAGGGAUUGGACCGAUGGAGUCUUUCCAUGGAGAUACAGAAGAAAGCACUGAGGACAUUCCAGGACGUAAAAAGUCCAAGCUCAAGUCUUUGAAAACCCGUCUCUUCGGGAGGAGUAAGAGAGAUGCCAAACUCAGCCAGUCAGCCAGUGAUAUUACGGCGGGAAAGGGACUCGGAUCAGAGGAAGAUUUGGCAUGCUCCCAGGGGAUGAUGGGAUCACGGGCCUUGUCCCAUGAAAGCAUCUUUCUGGAUGAUCAGGUUCUGACAGACGCUGAACCAGCCAGGGUCUUAUCUCAGGAGAAUGUUCACAGCAAGAUCAAAGCUCUGCAGAUAAAGCUUCAGCAGCAGAAGAUGCAUUUGGGGCCACCACCAUUGGUUCUCCCUAUCAGAAAACCAGAGGAUCUGGACAGCCGCUCAGAGGACGACGGUCUUCCCCAUAGCCCAGCUGAGAUCUCAGGGGGUGACGUCACAACCCAGGGAGCCCUCAGCAAGGCAUUCCCACGUCCACUCUCGCCCAUCACCAAACCUGUCCCCCAAACUCCAUCCCAUCCUCUGCCUCUUUCUGUCCCCUCCAAUUCUUCCGUUGUGGAGCCUCCAUUGGACUUCGGCUCUCCAGCCCAGUUCACCCCUUGCCUGGAUACCUCUGCUGCCCGCCACCGGAUGUCUGUCAAGCCCAGAAACCAGAGGGCCAGCACCAAGAAGAGACUUACUACAACUGACUCUAGGUCUCACUUAAACACCCAAAACAACAUCGACCACCCUGAGUCUGUGAGAGAAGAAGAGCUCAGUAUUCAAGAGGUGGUGGAAACAGAGACAGGAGGCGCCGUCAUCCCCAUUACAUCUCAGCGUCUUCCCUCAAAAUCGCCAGAGGUGGCACUAAUCACACCAGAGGCAGCAUCCAAAUCGUCCAGCCUAACUUCCUCCCAACAGGACCAAGCUCUCCCUGGAAGGGGGCCCUCUAUAGCCUCCCAUGUACUUAGAGUUAAACCUCACAGACCGGCCGAUGUAAUGUCCAGUGAACGGCCGCACUCAUCCUUUAUACCGUCAGAACUGAAGGACAAAGGAGACUUGGGUUUUGAGAUACCAGUAAUAUCCCAUGACAAGAGAAAUACUCUAAACAAGGCUGGAAUGACUGAAGGCUCCUCCAACCAGCUCUCCGCUCCCUUCAGCUCAGUGAUGGCUCUCAGGUCUUCCUCCACGGUUCAUGGUGAGACAGAAAUCACAAGAGGACUAAAGAGACCUGCCCCAGGAUCUGGAUCCUUCCAUUUCUCCAUCAACAAUGCCAAAAACCCAGAUGGAGGAAGACCCAGAUCAGGCAGUUUUGUGGGAGUCCUGGAACAGAAUGAAGCCAGGCACAGAACAGAGGAGAAACCCUUUUCAAGCAUGAGGGAAAAGGCAGAACUUAGAGACGUACAGCCAAGAGGGGGGCCCUUCGCUGUGGGAAGACUUAGACAAGACGGAGCUCCACACAAAAGCUCAGUUCUACCAUGGGAAAGGAGGGACAACCUUAAAGAGGUGGAAUCAGUGACACCAUCUAAAAAUGCAUCCGCAGACACAGGCACUGUCGAGGGGGCGGAGAUGGAGGGCAGCCAGGAGGUGGUGGAAGAGGCGGAGGAAGCACAGGAGGCCGAGGAGGGAGAAGGAAAGACGGCGUUUGGUGUUAAACUGCGCUCCACAUCUCUGUCGAUGAGAUUUCGGUCUGAUGCCUCUUCUAACCCAAACUCAAAGCCGCCAGUGUGCGAGGAGCAAAGUGACAAACAAAAAAAAAAGGAAAUAAGCGAUAAUUCCAGCUACCCGAGUAAAAAAGUGACAACAAACAUCUCUUGUACACCAUCCACAGCUGGAGACCUCCAACUGACAGAUCCAGCCCCAUCUGGCUUCUCCCUUCCACUCAAACAUAACCCGCCAUCUACUGUCGAUCCUCCCAUCAUCCCAACUGAAGUCCAAACAACCUCUUCAAACACCAAAGAAGCUGAAGUUGUUCUCUCAGCGCCUCAUGAGCCCCAGCCAGCCCCGCAAACUGCCUCAUCUGAGGUGUCCUGGAUGAGCUUGGCAAUGGAAAAGACCAGAAACCUCCAACAGCUUUUUACUAGUAGAUUUCCCAGAGAUUUUACAGGCAUGCAGGCAGCGGCCCGGCCACAAGCACAGGUGCAGACAAUGAAUCCGACAGAGACGGUGACUGGGGCACAAAUACAGACACAAACUGUAAAAAUACAACAAAGUGCAUCACCAGUAGAGGUUGCAAACCAAACAUCAACUGAUGUAGUCAAAGCAGAAACAGUGAAGAGCAGAUGUCAAGCACAGGCUGUCAAACCAUCACUAGUGGCAGUGCAGCAGAAGACUUCAGCGGCAUCUCCUGUUCAGUCAAACACCUCUCGAGAACCACAAACAUCAAAACAAUGCAAUGAACCCCAGCCACACACAGGCACAACUCAGUCUGCCUCACAGUCUGCGUUUGUACAGACCAACACACGGACAACCCAGUCUCCCCUGCACUCUUCUGUACAAACAGAGACCUCAUCUCAGUUUGGACAAGGGAGUGUCACACAGUCUCUUGCACAAUCUUACCUUUCCUCGGGUCAGCAGCAACCCCUCUGGAGCAAUCGAGGUCCUCCCCCUGCCAGCCAGCUCAAAUCCACAACUUCAGCUCUAACUUCAGUUUCUACCAUCUCAUCAGCGACGGCUCCUCCUCCUGUUUCUGCCUUGGGAAGAGGGGAAAGAGAAGCCCCGGUGCAGGAAAAGGAGGGUGCAGCACUAUCAGGCAGACGGGCAGUUUGGGCUGGAUCAGUAAGUGAGAAGGCAGCUUUUUUGGAGAAACGGGCAGAGUGGACCACUCCACCUGGAGCCAAGGGGGUGGAAAUGAGGAAAGCUCAAACAGAGGUGCAGACAUCAGGUGAAUUCCCGGCCUCAGCCAAAACCACGUCUCUAAUCAAAGACACAAAACCAGAGGGAAGACAAAUAGUAAAACCUGCAGAGUCAAGUCCCACCAGAGUUCCAGAGAGGCCUCGUGAGGACAAAUGGCUGUGGAAAAAUGUGCCGCCGUCAUCGUCACCCACAAUGCCAUCAGCCUUGCAGUCCAUGUCGGACAACGCCCAGCCAUCAUGGAUGGAACUGGCAAAAAGAAAGUCGAUGGCCUGGAGUGAUAAGUCCAUGGACUGAGUGGGAAUACAGACAGACAGACAUAUUGUUGAAGGCACAUCAUAAACAGUCCAUACAAAGGCCCUGCAGACGAUGUGUUAUUGAAUUUUAUUUAAUUGUAAAGUUUGAAUGUUAUACUGAGCGACAGAGAGAGAGUUUAUAUAUUGAAAAGUUCAUUAUAAUCCCUUUCCACCACAAGCACUUCAAGAUAAAUGAUAUUUCUGAAAAAUGUUUUAUGUGAUUCAGCAUGUCACUGCUGUUAAUAGCUUAUGUUAAACAAUAAACUUUGUAAUGUUAACUUUUUGUGUCAUUUGUGAAGUGCCUUAAUGUAAGAUGUCUAAGGAGAAGAUAUUAAAUGACUAAAUUUAAA
Dicentrarchus labrax (European seabass) is the source of this 4461-nucleotide messenger RNA. RefSeq names its product cracd like a (gene cracdla). Lineage: Eukaryota; Metazoa; Chordata; Actinopteri; Moronidae. Bases 969 to 4112 code for a protein of 1047 amino acids. The record is from RefSeq and is a predicted model, not a curated record. The transcript is spliced from 9 exons.